UACAUCUAGUUCAAGGACUCCUCGGGAGAGUUUAAGAGAGCACCACAAUUGUACCGUCGAGGGAGGUUGUUGGGAAACAUGCCUAAGUUUUACUGUGACUAUUGUGAUACCUACCUGACACAUGAUUCGCCCUCGGUUAGAAAGACUCACUGCAGUGGUCGAAAACAUAAAGAAAAUGUGAAGGACUAUUACCAGAAAUGGAUGGAGGAGCAAGCACAGAGCCUAAUUGAUAAAACAACGGCUGCAUUUCAGCAGGGCAAGAUUCCUCCCACCCCCUUCCCUGGUGGUCCUCCUCCAGCUGGACCUCCACGUCCAGGUAUGCUGCCCACCCCCCCGAUGGGAGGCCCUCCUAUGAUGCCCAUGAUGGGACCCCCUCCUCAUGGGAUGAUGCCAGGUGGGCCUGUAGGGGGAAUGAGGCCGCCGAUGGGAGCGCCCAUGCCGAUGAUGCCAGGACCGCCUCACAUGAUGCGUCCUCCUCGUCCGAUGAUGAUGCCAGUUCGGCCAGGCAUGGCUUGACCCCACAGAUACACAAGCAGAGUAGACCUUUGAUGUUUACUAAAACUUUUCUGUUUUAUUUUCCUUCAGGAACACACACGGUCUAGUAAAAGGCUCAUCUGGAUUAGGAUCAGAUAUCUAUUAAUAACCAGAAUUCUCAGAUUUGUAAUGAUGCCAUUUCUACAUAAUUGUUCAUUUACUGGUAUUUAUUGCUGUUCAGCCUUUUGACAUGAUUUAGAAAACCCCUCUAGCCAUCAUUUUUGCUUUUUGUUUUUUAAAUAUAUCAUCGGUUUUAGUCUUGACUGGAAUGUUCUUUUCACUCUCAUCCUAUUGAAACAACAAGUUGAUUAGUUAACCUGACCUGUCAUUUCAGCUUUGGGUUUCACGUGUUUUUAUACUUUGGAAAAAUAAAGGAAUGCUUCCGUUUCAGUG
Molecule: messenger RNA, 927 nt
Organism: Oryzias latipes (Japanese medaka)
Lineage: Eukaryota; Metazoa; Chordata; Actinopteri; Beloniformes; Adrianichthyidae
Source: RefSeq, a predicted model, not a curated record